Messenger RNA from Zingiber officinale, 1660 nucleotides. Its product is annotated as protein SMG9-like. Lineage: Eukaryota; Viridiplantae; Streptophyta; Magnoliopsida; Zingiberales; Zingiberaceae. The record is from RefSeq and is a predicted model, not a curated record. The coding region runs from base 73 to 1293 and encodes 406 amino acids. The transcript is spliced from 8 exons. Gene Ontology annotation, biological process: nuclear-transcribed mRNA catabolic process, nonsense-mediated decay.
CCAAAGUAGCAGUCAAAAUCCCUCCCCUUCUGCUCGCGGCGGACGUGCCACUUUCGCUCGACGCUCGCCGGAAUGUCAGGCGGCGCGCCUCCUACCUCAGGGAUCCCUCAGGCUCCCUCUUCUUCGUCUUUGUCGUCGGGGCUUCCUCCUCCCCCACCUCCUCCUAAGAUUCUCCUCGCCAAGCCAGCGGGCGGUGCAGCAGCAGGCCAGAGGCUCGGCCGGGAGGACGAUCCCUCCGCCGUCGUUCACCGCUCCCGAAAUGCCCAACAGCCCGGAUCUUUAAAUCUUCUCUCCGAGUCCUGGGAGUUUCACACCGAGCGGAUCCUUCCGUUUCUAACUGAGAACACCGAUUUCACUGUAAUUGGAAUUAUUGGACCACCUGGGGUUGGUAAGUCUACUAUCAUGAAUGAGCUUUAUGGAUUCGACGGAAGCUCCCCAGGAAUGCUUCCGCCUUUUGCUACACAGUCUGAUGAAAGUAGAGCAAUGGCAAAACAUUGUACAGUCGGUAUUGAAUUGAGGGUAUCAUCUGAACGACUGAUACUUCUUGAUGCCCAGCCAAUAUUUAGCCCUUCUAUAUUAGUAGAUAUGAUGAAGCCUGAUGGUUCAUCUGCUAUUCCCGUUUUGACUGGAGAGUCCUUACCUGCAGAUUUAGCUCAUGAACUGAUGGGAAUUCAGCUGGGUGUGUUUCUAGCAUCUGUUUGCAAUGUUUUGUUGGUCGUCUCAGAAGGGAUUCACGACUUCAGUGUGUGGCAGCUUAUGCUUACGCAGGUUGAUUUAUUGAAGCAUGGAAUACCAGAACCAUCUUUACUGAAUUCUGCACUAGAGAAGGAAGCCAGAGGCAAUCUUCUGGCUACUAGUGAAUAUUUGUCAGCUGCCCUUGUUUUUGUUCAUUCAAAACUACAAAAUCAAGAUUUAUCUCAUCUUAAUGGGUCACUGUUAAGGAAAGCAUUGUUGCAGUUCUUCCAUUCAUCCUCUUUCAGAAUCAACAAAUCGGGAACUAGUUCUCUGAACUCAACGGCAAAGGAUUCGGUCUCUGAACAUCCUGAUGUGUUUCUGCUCCCUGCAAGAGAGAAAAACUUGCAAAAACCCAAACCACAAUUUGAGAGCUAUUUUUCUGCAGUAGGAAAGCUACGGGAUCAAGUAUUGUCGAUGAAUGGCCAUCCAUUUGGGAGAAACAUCUCUGAGCGUGAAUGGUUGCGGAACUCAGCUAAAAUCUGGGAGUUAAUAAAGAAAUCCCCAACCAUUUCUGAAUACUGCAGGACGCUUCAGGGUUCCGGAUUGUUCAGGAAAUAGCUUUACUCCUUGCUUUCACUGUCUUGCUUUGGGCAUUAAAGUGAAUUUCGUUCCAAAAACUGUCUUCUACGAAGCCCAGGUACAGGUAUCGGUUACUUACGACUUUGAUCGUUUAUGUUAGAUUCUAAGCUCACACACAUUCAUGGUCUUCGAGUGGUUCUUCAUCAGUUUUUGGUACUCAUCCAAUCCGAUAGUACUGUAGAGAUCAUCAUUUAAAGUCAAGUUCUAUUCUCAUAACAAGUCCAAGGAAGAUAAUUGGGACAAGUAAGAAAUUGAAGAAUAGAUGUCUCAAUAUUUUGGUUGAAGAAUAAUUAUCUCCAUAUUUAUAAGAAAUUUAAACAUGAUGAAUAUCAUCCAUUGUUGAUCA